AUGCCAGAUCGAGAAGUGGAAGAAAUAACACUGAAACAACUCUUGGAGGAAAUUAAAAAUUCUAAAAAAGAGGUUAAAAAUUGCAUAUCUGCAUCAGAAUCUAGGUUGUUGUUGGAGAUUCAAGCAUUGAAAAGCAGAAACGAAUAUUUGGAGAGAGAGAGCGCAGACCUAAAAGAAAGACUCGAAAAAGCUGAGCGCAUAUUGAAUAAAAAUAAUGUUUUAGUUUUUGGUUUGAAGAGGGAUACAAAAUUGACAUCGGAGUUUCUCUGCUGUGAACUUAAUAAAUUGUUGAAGACUAACAUUGAAACCACAGAAAUUAGUGAUUGCUACGCGCUGGGAAGGGAAAAAAAUUGUCCUCGACAGGAAAAUAAUAGGCUCAGGUCGUUCUUGCUGAAAGCUAGAGCAAAUUCAUCCGAAAAAUCCUAUAUAAAGGGGAAUAGGUUGGUGGUUGGACAGAGGAUUUACGAUUUGGAGGAGCUGGAUAGUUCUGAAGAGGAAAAUAGACCAAAUAGCGCACCAAGUACUCCUGCCGCUGAGGAGCAAACUAAGCCUUUAGAACAGAGAACAGAUUAUGGAUUGAUAGAUUCAGCUUCUGGGGUAGCUACAAGUAGUGUGAAAGAACGUUUGGCUAAGUUGAUGACACCACAAUUGGCAACGCAAAAGAAAAUAUUUUUACAUAGGAAGAAACCACCUUCAAAGGAAGAAUAUAUAGAAAAAUGCACAAGCGUGAUAUCCGCGAAAAAGAAAAAUCAGAUCAGAAAGGAUUAUGUUACUCCAAGUAUCAUGAAAGUUAUAGAUGAAAAACAAAAAUUGUUUAAUAGGGUUAAAAGAGAACCAAACAAUUCACAACUGAAGAGCGAGUAUUCUAAAUUAAAAAAUAAAUUACAAAGGCUCAUAAAAGAAGCCAAAACGCAUUUUUUUGAAAAGUGCAUAAAAAAUAAUGAAAAAGACUCCAAGGCUUUAUGGGACUGUGUGAAAAGGAUUACCAAUUACGAAAAACCGGAUACAAAUAUAAAACACAUAAAAAAUGACGAUGAGGAAAUCAUAGAGAGCGGACAAGAAAUGUGCGAUCUUUUCAAUGACUAUUAUAGUCGACUAGGGGAAAGUUAUGCAAAUGAAAUAAUUGCUCCUGCUGACUUCACAGAGGAGAAAAUAUUAAAAGUAGGAAUAGUGAAACCACUCUAUAAAGGAGGAGACAGGAGUCGCAUGCAGAACUAUAGACCGAUAACUUUAGUUUCAAAUCUGGGAAAGAUCCUCGAAAAGUUGAUUAAAGUUCGUAUGGAGACAUUUAUAAAUAAACAUAAGAUUAUAUCAGAUAAUCAGUUUGGUUUUCGAAAAGGCAUGUCGACAGAAAAUGCCAUAAAAAAAGUCACAGACAUCAUAUAUAAAAAUAUUGACCGUAAAAUUCCAACUUUGGCGGUAGUUGUCGAUCUUGCAAAAGCUUUUGAUACUGUCUGUCAUGAUCGUCUACUAGAAAAGCUUGAAAAUUUUGGUUUCCGCGGCAAAGUAUUAAAUCUGCUACGAAGCUAUCUAUCAGAUAGAAUACAAAUUGUACACCUAAAUGGAAAAUAUAGUGAAAGUAAUCAAAUAAAUUUCGGAGUACCACAGGGUACAGUUCUUGGGCCUCUUCUGUUCAUAUUGUAUAUAAACAGUCUCUUCAGGGUUAAUAACAAAGGUGAAAUUAUCGGUUUCGCGGACGAUACCAUGAUACUUUUUCAUGAUGUUACAUGGAAGAAUCUGAAAAAACAAGUAUGCCAAGAAUUUGAGACUCUGACAAAAUGGUUCAGAUUGAAUAAACUUACGAUAAAUAUCAGUAAGACCAAAUAUAUAACCUUCGCCUCAAAUAAAAAGGGAAUUCCAGAUUUAGGAGACUUGAAUUUCGAUGACCAGUUAUAUGUAGCGAAAACACAUUCAACAAGGUAUCUUGGCGUAGUCAUCGAUGAACAUUUGAAGUGGGAUGAACACAUAACGUAUGUUUCGAGAAAACUUAGAGGUAUCUUAUAUAGAUUUAAGUAUAUAAUGAAUUAUGUUAAUUCUCCAAAACAUUUACAGAUGCUCUAUGAGUCGCUGGUGCAGCCACAGCUUUCGUAUGGUAUAAUAGGAUGGGGAGGUGUUUUUGACACACACAAGAGAAUCAUUGAUGUUCUCCAAAGAAAUAUCCUCAAAGUGAUGUACAAAAAAAAAAUUACAUUCUCUAGUGACAGUAUAUACAGUUUAGCUAAAGUAUUAGAUAUAAGACAAAUUUUUGCUCAAAGGAUUAUCUCGCAUAUCAAACAAAAUAAAAUUUCCAUCAUACAAAAAGAACACAAAUACCCUACGAGAGCUGGAGACGAUAACGAAAAUUAUGAGAGACCCAGAGCAGAAAAAAGAAUUGGACAGAGAUGUAGUGAAUAUAUAGCUGCAAGACUAUACCCGAUCGUACCAAAAGAAAUAAAAGAAAUAAAUAAUAAAAAUAAAUUCAACAAAGAACUAAAGAGAUGGCUGAUUGAACAAGACCGAACUGAGAUACAUAAGAUUAUAAAUUCCACUUAA
Messenger RNA from Harmonia axyridis, 2532 nucleotides. RefSeq lists its product as uncharacterized. The transcript is spliced from 4 exons. The coding region runs from base 1 to 2532 and encodes 843 amino acids. NCBI's taxonomy places the organism in Eukaryota, Metazoa, Arthropoda, Insecta, Coleoptera, Coccinellidae. The record is from RefSeq and is a predicted model, not a curated record.